UUGUAUUCCCUCCUCCUUCUGGGCUCUGCCUUUUCUUUCGCUUUCCUUUCCUUCAUUGAUCUUGUUUUGUUUGCGGGGGUGCCCCUUGGAAGCCGGUUCUCCAGGAAGCAUGGCGGCCAGGAAGGCUGUAGGAGGAGAGGCAGAGGCAGAGGGAGAAGGAGAGCAGAGCAGCGAGGAUUCCGAGGAAGAGUAUGACUCCACCUGGGAAGAGGAAGAGCAGGAGGAGGAAGAGCAGGAGGAAGGCCAGGGGAAGACCCCAGAGGCCAAAAACCCGGACAAGCACGGCUGGUGGUCGCCUACAAGGGCCUCAGGCAGCCAGGCUAAACAUACCCAGCUCCCUAAAUCUCUCCUCAUAAGGUAUGGUUUCCAGAUCCUGCACUCUUUUGGUUGCUCUCUUCUGGAUACACCCCAGCUUCUCAACGUCCUUUUUGAGCGGUGGUGCCCAGAACUGGACACAGUAUUCCAGGAGCGGCGAAGGACAAACCUUCCCUCCGUAGGUUUUAUAAGAUGUAAGAGCACAAACAGACGCAACUGGAUGGCAGCAAGAGAUAUGCAGAAGUAUAGGCACCAUUAUCCGGGUUUGAAAGAAGCUGAAGUCGGAGAGCAAGACAUGUGGAAUCUAAACUUCUACAAAAACGAGAUUCAUUUCUUGCCUCACGGUCUCUAUAUUGAAGACCUCCUUGAGAAGUGGCAAAAUGACUAUGGCAUUCUGGAACAAAACCAUUCAUAUAUUCAAUGGCUGUUUCCACUCCGUGAACAGGGGAUGAACUGGCGUGCAAAGCUUCUCACACAGCAAGAAAUUGAGGCCUUCAAAAAUUCCAAGGAAGUGAUGGAGAGGUUUGUUCGUGCUUACAAGCUCAUGCUGGGGUUUUAUGGCAUCAACCUGAUUAAUGAGGAAACAGGAGAGUUGGGAAGAGCAGAAAACUGGUGUGAAAGAUUUGAGAACCUCAACCGGUACAGCCACAACAAUUUACGGAUCACUCGUAUCUUGAAAUGCUUGGGAGAGAUGGGGUAUGAACACUAUCAGGUGCACCUCGUGAAGUUCUUCCUGACAGAGACCUUAGUUAAUCAGAAACUCCCAAGUGUGUUGAAGAGUGCCUUGGACUACUUCAUGUUCACGGUCCGAAACAAACAGAAGCGGCGGGAGUUAGUCCAUUUUGCGUGGCAGCAUUACAAACCAAGGCGGGAGUUUGUCUGGGGUCCACACAAGAAACUCCGGAGAUUCAAAGCCAAAGCCCUGGAAUCAGUGGCCAACUCCAAGGAUGAGAAGGACAGUGAUCAAGAAGAUACACGGGUAUCACACAUCCACUCAGAAAGAAAAGAUCUUCUGGAGGAAUGUGGAGUGGACAGUGAAAAUCUCAAGGAAUCCAAGAAGAGGAAAUUGGAAAUGAGCAGGUUAAGUGGGAAGUGCAAUGGAUCAGUGAAUAGCCCUGCUGAUAUUGAGAAGAUCUCCUGCAAUCUCAGAGAGUGUGUGAUUGGUCACAGAAGCCUGGACACCUUUCCAGCCCCAGAGGAGAGGUCAAUAGUGUUGGUGCCUGAAGAAAGCAAUGGAGAUAGUAGAAACAUAAAGGAAUCUGAAUUGGUCAGUGCGGUGGUAAAAAGACGAAAGGUUGAGGAGAUGUCACCAAGGGAUGAUGCCACAGGAAUGUCUGAGAAGGUGACACCUUCUGAGGGCCAGGCAACAAAUUGCUCCACCCUCAUUGUUGAGAAGACUGAUCAGGUCUGUCAAGAUGAAGCCAAAACAGAUGUUGAUCCUUCUGCAACUUCUCUGGCCAACUGCAGGUGCACAGGUGUGGACUUACUGGUUGAUUCCCAAAUAAGCUCUGAGCCUGGAUCUCCACUAGAUGGCCAUGCCCAGGACAAAAAACAUGAAUGAGAAACUACCUCUGCAUUGGAAAAGGAGAGAUGUCAGUCCUGUGAAAGCAAACAAACCAUUGAAAGAGAGGUUGAUGAUCACACAGAACAAAAAGAAGAGAGCAUGGAAGAAAAGAGAGAGGAUGAACCACAUGAAAAUACAGCAAAAGAAAUGGGAAACACUAUAGCAAGUCCUGAAGGCGAAAAAUAGCUUUCUCAGAUAAGGGUAGUGUAGUUCUGCUAGUGCUAAAGACAAGGCAAUAGAGCAUACAUUUUCACAGACAGGUUCAGUCUGCAGCUUGUGUGGCUAGUUCUUCCCACCUUUUUAAAAAAUAUAUAACUGUUUAUAAAGCAGGAGGGAGCAACUUUAGAGGGCCUGGGGGGUCAUUUUCACACUCCCUUAAACUUUAGCAGAUCGCAUCUGCUCAUUUGUCAAAACUAGAAGUUAAUGGCUGCUCAAUUUCUGUUAUUAAAGAAAACUGUUUCAGUUCUAAAACAGACCCACAAGGGGAGAAAAAGACUUUAAAUGGCAGUCACACGCUCCCAGAAGCUUCUGGGAGUGCAAUUGUAUAGCAAAAAAAAAAACCCCACCCAACAACAUUGUGGCAUGAGGGGGCACUGGGGAGCACACUUGGAUCUUUGGCUGGCUGUAUGCAGCGCAUGGGUGCAUCCCAGUUAUAAACUCAAGGGUAAUCUGAAUUCGAGGUAAAGAGAGGAGCCUCUAAUCUUAAAUUGGUGGCUUGCAAACCUGAUAUUCUCUGUUCUUUAAAAAGUUCUUCUGUUUCUACUUUUUUAAAUGACUCAAAACAGUCUAAAUUUUGAAUAGAAAUUUGAGGGGGAGGGAAGAAAUACACUUUCAGCCACUUUGUGGACACAUUUUCCAGCAUUUACUACGUGAUUGAGAAAAAUCCAUUUGUUAAGUUAACCUUGUUUAUCUUAAAUAAAGUCUUAACUUUUGGAUGCAAA
Molecule: messenger RNA, 2820 nt
Organism: Sceloporus undulatus (fence lizard)
Lineage: Eukaryota; Metazoa; Chordata; Lepidosauria; Squamata; Phrynosomatidae
Gene: OGFR
Product: opioid growth factor receptor
Exons: 9
Coding region: 110-1876 (588 amino acids)
Cellular component (GO): membrane
Molecular function (GO): opioid growth factor receptor activity
Source: RefSeq, a predicted model, not a curated record